UGUAGUUUGUCCCAAUCACUUUGGUUGUACUAGCACGGACUAGCAGAGCCAGCAUUAGGCUAUGUUCAUUUUUUCCCUUUGAGUAUUGUUGCAAUAAGCAUUCCUUGUACAGCGAUGGGCAUGUGUGACCACAGAAGACGUGUUUGGAUAGAAUAUCUUCUGCUGCUUUGUUCAUGGAGAUUGUGUUCUGGACAGUUCGUGUAUUCCGUCUCAGAGGAGGUAGAUAAAGGCACAUUUGUUGGAAAUAUCGCUAAAGACCUUAAUCUAAAUUUGAGAGAACUGGUUUCGAGAAAGAUUCACAUUGUAACGGGAUCUGAAAGGAGGUAUUUUGAUGUCGACUUGAAGACAGGUAAUCUUUUUGUCUAUGAGAGAAUUGACCGAGAAGCCCUCUGCUCAAACUCAGUAAAAUGCUCCAUUGAUGUUGAGGCGAUAUUGAAUAAUCCUAUGCAGAUCCAUCGUAUUGAAGUAAACAUUGUGGACAUAAAUGACAACCCACCAUCGUUUGCGGAGCGCAUUCAUGUUGUCAAUAUGACUGAAUCCGCCUUUCCAGGGGACAGAUUUCCUUUACCGUUCGCCAGUGAUACGGAUGUUGGAAGUAACUCUGUGAAAACCUACAAACUGAGUCUAAACGAACACUUCUCUCUGGAUGUACAAAGCGGCAGUGAGCAGAGUGUGUCUUCUGAGUUAAUACUACAGAAAGCUUUAGACCGAGAGAAACAGGAUGUGAUAAAGCUUGUACUGACUGCAGUUGAUGCAGGAAAACCUCCACGAUCCGGAACUCAACAGAUAGUAAUUCACGUAAUAGAUGCCAACGAUAAUACUCCGAUUUUCUCCAAAUCUCUCUAUAAAGUGCAAGUGUCAGAGAAUGUUGCACUUGGAACUUUAAUUCUAACUUUAAACGCAACAGACUUAGACGAGGGGGUGAACGGUGAAAUCGAAUACUCAUUCACUGGGAAAGGAGAAAUGGGCACACAACAUGUCUUUCAACUCAACCAGCAUACUGGUGGAUUAACAGUUGAAGGGCGUUUGGAUCACGAGGAAAACCCUGCGUUUGAAAUCCGCGUACAAGCAAAAGACAAAGGUAAUCCACGAAGGAGUGCCUAUUGCAAAGUCAUAAUUGAAAUACUUGAUGUGAAUGACAAUUCCCCAGAGAUCAUAGUGACGUCACCCCCUGUCGCAUUGAAAGAGAGUGCUGAGAAAGGAACCGUUGUUGCUUCAAUAAACGUGCGUGACAAAGACGGUGGGAAAAAUGGACUCAUCAAGUCCGAAGUAAUCGGAGAUGUUCCUUUUAAAUUACAGUCGUCUUAUAAAAACUACUACUCUUUAGUUGUAGACGGGCCUCUGGACCGAGAGAGUGCAUCUCUUUAUAAUGUAACUAUUAAAGCCACAGAUGAGGGGACCCCACCUCUCUCCAGCACUAGUGUUAUUACUGUACACAUUUCUGACGUGAAUGACAACGCGCCAAGCUUCCCAGAGCCCAUACUAAACGUGUAUAUCAAAGAGAAUAGUCCAGCGGGGCUUCGUGUUGGCAGCGUGACAGCGAAUGACCCUGAUAUCGAUGAAAACUCUAAACUUACUUACGCAAUAUCGGGACCCAAUGACGCGCAUUUUUUUUCGUUUGUAAACUUACAUUCUCUAACGGGUGAACUAUACAGCUUGCAGUCAUUUAACUACGAGGAGAUAAACACAUUCCAGUUCCACGUUCAGGCCACGGACUCUGGUGCUCCUCCACUAAGCACCAACGUCACUGUCAACGUUUUUAUCCUGGAUGAGAAUGACAACAGUCCUGUGAUUCUCCCGCCAUAUUCUGACCACGGCGCCGUUAAUUCUGAGAACGUUCCCUAUUCUGCUGAAGCGGGAUACUUUGUGGCCAAGAUCAGGGCCGUAGACGCCGACUCUGGUUAUAAUGCGCUGCUUUCUUAUCACAUCUCCGAACCAAAGGGGACCAAUCUCUUCAGAAUAGGAACCAGCAAUGGAGAAGUACGGACUAAGAGACGCAUGAGUGACAAUGACUUAAAAACUCACCUGUUGGUCAUUCUGGUGUCUGAUAAUGGCGAACCUUCACGGUCUGCCACAGUAUCUAUUGAUGUUGUGGUCGUUGAAAGUACAGGUGACACGCAGACAACUUUCAGACAGCUGCCUGUAAAGGAGGAGAGUUUCUCAGAUUUAAAUCUGUAUCUGCUCAUCGCCAUUGUGUCAGUAUCAGUGAUAUUUAUACUGAUCCUCAUCAGUUUAAUUGUAAAAUGCCACAGGUCAGACGGCAGUUUCAGCAGGUACAGCUCCCCAAUGAUCACCACGCACCCUGACGGCAGUUGGUCUUACUCCAAAUCUAACCAGCAGUAUGACGUGUGUUUUAGCUCCGACACACCAACGCCGUUUCCACCUGCUGAUGGUGAGCUGAUCGGUAUUAAUGGAGGGGACACUUUCCAAAGGACUCGAACUCUGCCAAACAGUGAGAAGCUUGUGUAG
This is a messenger RNA of Oncorhynchus gorbuscha (pink salmon), 2469 nucleotides long. RefSeq names its product protocadherin alpha-11-like. Gene Ontology annotation, cellular component: plasma membrane. The transcript is spliced from 2 exons. Gene Ontology annotation, molecular function: calcium ion binding. Lineage: Eukaryota; Metazoa; Chordata; Actinopteri; Salmoniformes; Salmonidae. The coding region runs from base 115 to 2469 and encodes 784 amino acids. The record is from RefSeq and is a predicted model, not a curated record. Gene Ontology annotation, biological process: homophilic cell-cell adhesion.